AAUGGCGACGACCAUGCGGGCGGCUGCGCGCUCCGCGAGAUUCGCGAAAUUCCUCGCAAAUCGAGCGAUUUGGGCCCAGAGUCGACGCAAUUAUCUCUCAGCACAGUACCUUUGUGAAAAAGAGUGGAAUGAGUCGAGAAAGGGCGAUCCUCUCUUGCAAAACGUCAAUAUCGAAGGCUCGUUCGUGAAUCUGCUCAGGAAGAUAGCAAACAAAGCAGAGACUCACGUUGCUCUGGAUUUUGACAUUUUCGUGAACUCCAUCGAAGCCGCAAAGGUUCUGGAUGAACUGGACAAUUCAUUGAGCAGAUUCCGUCGAUCUAAACAUACAGUAAACGUUCUACCGUCUUCGAUCACCGCCGUAGUUCGAUACUGUUUGAAAAAUGGCUUUGAAGAUAAGCUCAUCGAUUUCCUGGAAGACCGCCAUAACUAUGGAAUCUUCCCUGACACGCAAACGAUCAACAUCAUGCUCGACCAUUUCCUGACCCGGAACAUGCUUCGGAGUGCUGCCAAAGUCGCGGUACACAUGGCCCUGCAAGAAGAUGAGGGAAAUCAGAUCUCGAAAACUCUUUCUCUGAUAGCUUGCGCGAGAUACCUGUCCGCUGGCUCGAAAGCCGCUCCGUGGAAGAAAGAGGAGCCCGCGCCCGAAGCAGCCGAAGAUGACGACGAUGACGAGAUCCAGUACGUGCGCGUACCGAACAUCACCAACCCGUGGUUCGACGAUCACUUCGAUCUGACCGACCCGAACGAUCUCCUCGGGAAGACUCUGAUAUUUUUCGGACGGGUUUCGGAAGGGGCCGUGCGCGACUCAGCGAUAUUGAUCGGCAUGGCGCGACGACAGAAAUGGGACGACUUCAGGAAGGAAUUGAGAACAGUUACUGAAAUCUCGUCAGACACCAAGAGUCUUUGUCUGGAUAGAAUAAGCGCUCAAGCAGAAGCAGCGGAGGAGGUCUCAUCAGAGGAGAAAUCCGACGAAGCUGAAGCAACCCCCGAAGACGGACAGAAGACUACAGAGGGAGCGGCCGCUGUCGGGAGCGCAGUUCCUGAAUGGGUUAAAGCAGAACUCUCUAAGAUUAAGACCAACAAAGCGACGUUGACAGAAUUGCUCGAGAAAGAUGUUCCGAAGCUCGGAAGCGUUGAAGAAGCCGAUAUACAGACUCUGAGAGAAUCUAUCCGCUCAUAUCCGGAGCGGAGAAGAUCAGAGAAGUCCGACAGAGACUGGAAGAUCGAAAGGGACACGCGGUUCGAGGCCCUCAAGAAAAGGAAGGAAGAGCUCUUGAAGAAAGAAGAACUUCUGUAUGCGUUUGAGAACUGGAACAAAAUAGAAAUGAUCCUCACGGAGGUCCAGGCGGCACGAGGAGAAACCAAGAAGACUGAGGAGGAAUACAUCCCACCGGAAGUCAAGGCUCGAUUCCCGAACAGAGAUCGAACCUCAAAGGUUCGAGGCUGAACGAGCGAACGCACAGAGAAUCCUCUC
This is a messenger RNA of Galendromus occidentalis (western predatory mite), 1474 nucleotides long. RefSeq names its product 28S ribosomal protein S27, mitochondrial. The transcript is spliced from 5 exons. Lineage: Eukaryota; Metazoa; Arthropoda; Arachnida; Mesostigmata; Phytoseiidae. Bases 2 to 1447 code for a protein of 481 amino acids. Gene Ontology annotation, molecular function: protein binding. The record is from RefSeq and is a predicted model, not a curated record. Gene Ontology annotation, cellular component: mitochondrion.